CACAGAGAACAGCCCGGUCCUGUAGGUGUAGCCCGUUUACUUCUUCACGCGCGCGCCAUUCACCUCGGGCAACUUCUCUCCGCGAGCUGCCCUCCUUAAACUCCAGAUGACGUGACGUCCCGGAAUCCGGGGCUAAAGAUAAACAGCACGAGAGCGUCCGAGUGCCUCGAUACGGGACUUAAGCGCCACAUAUGAAGCAUUUCCAUGUGGAGCGACUCGGUUGAGGUUGCUCGGGGAAAGUUGGUUUGGACGCUCGCGCUUUAAUUCGACCUCCCGACAUGUUCACGCGCGGCUCCAAAAAGCGCCGCUCCAAUCGUUCGGAGGAAGAUCCUGACAGAGGGCAGCCCUGCAUGCGAUGUGGAGAGCAGUGUCCUGGUCUACGCAUGCACGGCUGGAGGAAGAUCUGUGUGCACUGUAAGUGUGUGCGUGAAGAGCAUGCGGUGCGCUCCGUGCCCGGGCAGCUGGAGAAGAUGAUGACGAAGCUGGUGUCCGACUUCCAGAGGCACUCCAUCUCGGACGACGACUCGGGAUGCGCCUCGGAGGAGUACGCCUGGGUGCCGCCUGGUCUCAAGCCCGAACAGGUAUAUCAGUACUUCAGCUGUAUUCCUGAGGACAAGGUACCUUAUGUCAACAGCCCGGGAGAAAGAUAUCGCAUUAAACAGCUCCUCCAUCAGCUCCCAGCUCAUGACAGUGAGCCACAGUACUGUAACUCUCUGGAUGAGGAGGAGAAAAAGGAGCUGCGGUUGUUCAGUCAGCAGAGGAAGAGAGAGAACCUAGGCCGUGGCAAUGUGCGCCUCUUUCCUGUCACCAUGACCGGAGCCAUCUGCCAACAGUGUGGGAGGCAGAUUUAUGGAGGUGAUAUAGCCGUGUUUGCCUCCCGUGCGGGUCAUGGCACCUGCUGGCACCCUCAGUGCUUCCAGUGUGCCACCUGCAGCGAGCUGCUAGUCGACCUCAUCUACUUCUACCAGGACGGCCAUAUCUACUGCGGACGUCACCACGCCGAGCGCAUCAAACCACGCUGCCAGGCCUGUGAUGAGAUCAUUCUGGCUGACGAGUGCACGGAAGCAGAGGGACGCCACUGGCACAUGAGGCAUUUCUGCUGCUUUGAGUGUGAGACGGCACUCGGUGGACAGCGCUACAUCAUGAGAGAGAGCCGGCCAUACUGCUGUACCUGCUACGAGUCUCUGUAUGCUGAGUACUGCGACACCUGCGGAGAGCACAUCGGUAUAGAUCAGGGGCAGAUGACGUAUGAGGGGCAGCACUGGCACGCGUCCGAGGCGUGUUUUUGCUGUGCCCGCUGUCAGCUGCCCCUGUUGGGCAGACCCUUCCUCCCCCGUGGGGGGCUCAUCUUCUGUUCCCGCUCCUGCUCUCUGGGAGAAGACCCCAAUAACUCUGACUCCUGUGACUCCGCCCUGCAGUGCAAACCAACCUCACACAAACUCGUACAUCAACAGCAGAAAGAACGCAGUUCACCUCUGCGACCACCAGCGGGCAGCAGUCUCACCACUGCAACUGCUAAACUUUCUACUGCAAGCACAUCAACCCCUUUAUCAGAAAGCAGAGGCGUGCACACUUCAUUUUUCCAUUUACAAAAUGGCGGUCCUCCACCUCCACCUUAUGGACAAACUCACCCUCAAAGCUCACAUUCUCCUACCUUAGCCAAUGGUUGGGGACCGCUUCCAAACGGAGACCAAUCAAACACAGAUGAACACUCAGAGCAGGAGUACAUGGUGGAACUGAACGGAUACGCUGAAUUCGGGCCUUUUCCACCCAGCUGUACCUCCAGAGGAACCUCGACAGCAAAGGACACUGGGAGAGUGGAGAGCAGCUCAGGAAUUCUUCCUCAGCCCCACCCAUCACCUGAGGUUGACUCCCAAGAAGAUGCAGACUUUUUCCCACCACCUCCACCUCCUGUCUUCAUCGGCCCUGAUGAUUUACCAAUCCUACCCCAGCCUGAUGAGCCCCACCCCUCCCCUCCUCCACCACAGUUUGGACGAAGCAGCACAGCCAGGGUCAGCUUCAGGGAGCCAAUCAGCUCCAGCUAUUCAGUGGAGGAGGAUGAGGAAGAGGAGGAGGAGGAGGAGGAAGUGGAGGUUGAAAUGGAGAGGAAAGAGGAAGAUGAGGUAGAGCAGGAAGAAGAGGAAGAUGAAGCUGAUGGAGGCUCAGGGCACGGACUACACCUUCGAGCUGGAAUGCCACCUCAGAUGGACCUUUUGGACGGCUCGUACCGUCGCAGUUUCCGGCAGGGGUGCACAAGCCCACCUGGCCGAAGCCGCCUGGUCUCGGACUCCCCCCUCCACCUGGGCACGGAGAAACACUUCCGUCGCUCCAGACGCGACAGACCUCGUCUAGAUUCUCUGGAGUGGAGAGGAGGAGAGAGAGAGCACACCGCACGCCCACCCUCCAUCACCUCCCCUGGGAACGGAAAUUCCCGUUUGACGCUUCACUCCACCCACUACAGACACGAAGACUCCUGUUCAACCUGCUCAUCCUCCUCCGACUCUGAAGAAGAGGGCUUCUUCCUUGGCCAGCGGAUUCCUCUACCUCCUCAGCUGACGGGGGAGAGAGAGAGGGAGGGAGAGAGAGGAGAGACAGAGGGGAAAAGCAAGAGAGGGAGUCUGAGGAGGAGGAGGAGGACACAAAGUCUCAGUGCGAAGGACAAAGACAAGGACAAAAACUGCAUAUUGUCUUGAGAGAAAGAAUGAUAGUGAAAUAUUGAGAUGUGCUGAUUCUUGCUUUCAUUCAGGAAGUGAACUGACAUGUUUCAGGCAUGUUGGACGGAUGCAGGAUGCAGUAUCAAGUCCGAUCUGUGGUCAAAGUUUAAAGUAAAUUUCCCUGAUUUUCCUGCUCUAACACGUCUGGUUAAUAUCCUAGUAAACUAGGUGUAUACCAAAAAAGGCUAGUAAUAACCUGAUUAAUCAGUUAUUUAAAUCAAGUGCAUUUAUUACAGAUGGAAACUAACACAUGCAUAAUAAAACAUAACCUUUAAGGGGUGGUUCAGCAAAAAAAUUCAAUUUACAUCACUUCCCCUGUUGUCAAGGCUUGUUUGUUGGUGCUACGCGGCAAAUGUAGCAGUAACAGUUAACAGAAAUGCAGUGGGGUCCAAACGUCUGAGACCAUAGAGAAAAUGCUUCUGUUUUGCAUUCUUUUCUAAUUUAAUGCAAAAUUAUUCAUUACUAAUGAUGAUAUCAACAUAACAACUUGAGUGAAAUGUAGAGUCGUAGAAAUAUUUACUGUACAUGAUUUUCACAGUUGAUUAGCAUUUGGUACUUCCUCUUUUUUGCUUUAAUAACAGCAUGCACUCGAACUGGCUCAGACUCCACAAGUUUGUGGAAAAACAAGAUCAAAUACAUCUGAGUGUCAUCUGAACACUUUCUUUCUUUGGAAGAGGUGAGUCUCAAGGUAAAUCUGACCUUUUGUCCAAAAAAAUUGCUUUUUAAAAUGAACAAGAAAUAGUCAAGAUUUCACAUUUCCUUACUUUGUUUGAAAAAGGUCAAAGCAUGAAUGCUUUUUAUUUGUUUCCAUAUUUAAAUGAAAAAAAAAUCCCAGAUUUUCAACCUGGUUUCAGAUUUUUGAACCUCACUGUAUACAUCCGAAUCUUUAUAUACUUGCUUGAAAAAUCAAUCCAGCUCUUUGCUUCUUCUAUCCAUUCUCUUUACUGCAGUGCAACAUGAGACUUUCAUUUUUUUUUUCUUCUUUUUUUUUCUGUAAAAUUGUGUUUGCCACACUGAUUCCUACUGCACAUGUUCAGGUAAGGUGCAUGUAUUCCAGCAGACAUUUGGAGGAGCGUAUGUGCAACACACGGAAGUGUUAACUAGAUCUUGGUCACACUGUGUCCAAGAUGGUGUCACAUUAAUGAAAAAAAAUGAGUGUAGUGUAAGAUUUUAAGUGAGCUAGACUUCCAUUACUGGUUAGUUUUAUCAGUUUUAUAGCUCCGGUCCAAAACUAAAGAAGUAAAGCUCGUGUCUUCUGCCAAAAUGGUGUGUUUGAGCAGGAAAAUCACUUGUGCAUAGCAUUACACACACUAUUAGAAACAGGCUCUGUUGUUCACAUGAGUGAAGAAAAUGCUGCGAUUCACAUGUGGGGCUGUAAUAAUUUGAACGAGGCAUAUAUUCGAGAGAAACGAAAACUAUGUAACAUCUUUCAUUGAAGCACUUUGUUAAUUUUUACGCAGAUACCUUCGGUUUUUUCUUAGAACUGUGGAAUAUGUGACAUGUUAUUUAGGAACAAGCUUCAACCACAUGCUUUGAAAUACUUCAAGGCAAGCAAAUAUGUUCACACACCUUGAAUCUCUUGCUAGUUUGUGUUCAUCUGGGUGAAAGAUCACGCUAAUCCCAACACAAUAUCACCAGAUGAGCUCAUUUAAGAGAAAGUCAUUCGGGUAAAAUGGCUUCUUUUCUUAGACAACAGAGAAGAUUGUGAUCUCGAAGGCCAGGUGCACUGGAUUUUGUUCUCCUAUGACAAACACAUAGUUCUCUAAUGCAGAGCAAAUGCACAGGGAUGCAUGGAGAGAAAAAGCUGUCAGGCUUGAAGAACGUUCUGGAAACACACUGUGUGUGUAGGAUGCCUGGGUAUUGCUCUCCAUUUAAGAUCUGCAUGUUGAUUACAUGAACAUCCAGUAAACAUGGAAAUGAUAACUCUCCUCGGAUUUGGUUCUGAGAUUGAAAAUGCACCCUGAGGCGCUGUGAAACACAAAAACAAAGUAAUCAAGAUCUUGCUGGUCGACCAAACGCUCUUAUUUCUUACAAACAACUUGAUAGUAUUCAGAAGGUGCUUUGUGGAGACAAUAACCCUGUGACUGUGCAGCUACACAAGAGCUUUCAGUGUUUCAAACAGUUCUUAAUGCUGAACUUGGACGAUGAUACAGAACGGAAACAUUUACACUUUCUGAACCUUGCAGUUCGUUCAUGCAAAUGAGGAAACCAGAAGAUGGAACAUUGAAAGACACUGUAAAUUACAAUCGUGCUCGUUAUACAUGUGCAGGUGAUGGUGCCGCUAUUACGCUCCUGUGAAUAUAGCUUUAGAUAUGUAUGUUUUUCUAACAAGACUCAUUUUUAUCAGAGAAUCCAAGUUUAUUUCAAGUAACCUUUUUGCAUAGGUGAAAAUAAACCACUUGAACAUUCA
Molecule: messenger RNA, 5124 nt
Organism: Pangasianodon hypophthalmus (striped catfish)
Lineage: Eukaryota; Metazoa; Chordata; Actinopteri; Siluriformes; Pangasiidae
Gene: prickle3
Product: prickle homolog 3
Exons: 11
Coding region: 279-2693 (804 amino acids)
Molecular function (GO): zinc ion binding
Source: RefSeq, a predicted model, not a curated record